UCCAGCUCCACAUGACAUGACGCACAUGGGGACUAAAGAGAGUUAUCUACUGUAGUUUACAUAGUUUUAUCUGGAAAAUGUUGUUUUCUAAGGAAACACCAUGGAGGCGAUUAGAGGGCAUGUCGUUUGGCAUGUUGUCCUCUGAAGAAAUAAGGAAACUGAGUGUGAAAACCAUCACCAAUUCCCUGCUUUUGGAUAAUGUGGGCAAUGCGGCAUCAAAUGGGUUGUAUGAUCUGGCUCUGGGUCCGGCUGACAACAAAGAGAUCUGCUCCACCUGCAUGCAGGACUUUAAGAGCUGUCCUGGACACUUCGGACACAUAGAUCUGCCCCUGCCCGUCUACAGCCCUCUGUUCUUUGAUAAAUUGUUUUUGCUCAUCCGGGGUUCGUGCCUGGUGUGCCAAAUGUUGACGUGUCCGCGGGCAGCCGUCCAUUUACUGCUGUGCCAGCUGAAGCUUCUGAAUGUGGGAGCUUUGAAGGAGGUUUACGAUGUCGAGAACGUCCUCAAUCAGUUUGUGGAUGCCAACCCUCGGGCGUCUGGAGUAGAAAUCCAAGUAGCUCUGGAGAAGUUUAUUACUCCCAUCCUCAAAGCCAACGGAGACAAUCGGCAAGCUGACCCGAUGAAACAUGUCUGUGAAAAAAGAGUCUCUCUCAUAAACAAUUUCUGGAAAAUACACAUGGGCUCAAAAAAAUGUCCCCACUGCAGAGCCAGUCGAGCGCCGUUGCGCAGGGAACAUAACAGUAAACUGAUCGUCACACAGUCACUUUCCAAAGCAGACUCAGAAUUAGACGAUGAGGACGUGCCGAUGGCCAAACGAGGAUACCUGACUCCAAGCUUGGCCCGAGAGCAUGUUAUCAAACUCUGGGAGAAAGAAGGUUUUUUCCUCAAGCAUCUGUUCUCAGGGUUUGACACGGGCGGCUCAGAGAAACGCUUCCCUGAAGUUUUCUUCUUAGAGCUGGUGGUCGUCCCUCCGUCCAGGUUCAGGCCUAUAAAUCGGUUGGGAGAUCAGAUGUUCACCAACGGUCAUACAGUGAACAUGCAGGCAGUGUUAAAGGACAAUUUCAUUGUUCAGAAGUUGCUGGCGCUCAUCGCUGCUGAGAAGACCAAGGCUAUAGAAGACACACAGACAGAGCUGGAGCAGUCCAAUGAGACUACGGAGAUCAGUCAGGUAGAUCAGUCCUUUCUAAUGGACAUCCAGGGACAGACUCUAACGGACAAGCUCUACAACAUCUGGAUCCGUCUACAGACUCACGUCAACAUUGUGUUUGACAGCGAAAUGGACAAAAUGAUGACAGACAAGUAUCCUGGAGUGCGUCAGGUCUUGGAGAAGAAAGAAGGUUUGUUCAGGAAGCACAUGAUGGGAAAGCGUGUGGAUUACGCCGCUCGCUCCGUCAUUUGUCCCGACAUGUACAUCGGAACCAAUGAGAUUGGAAUACCAAUGGUGUUUGCCACCAAGCUGACGUACCCGCAGCCAGUGACGUCGUGGAAUGUGAAGGAACUCAGACAGGCUGUGCUGAACGGACCCAACGUUCACCCCGGAGCCUCCAUGGUCAUCAAUGAGGACGGGUCCCGAACGAUUCUCAACAGUACCAACCUGACCCAGAGAGAAGCCGUAGCCAAACAGCUCCUGACGCCCAGCACCGGCCAACACAAGAUCCCUAUGAAGAUCGUUAAUCGACACAUCAAGAACGGCGACGUGUUGUUGUUGAACCGUCAGCCCACUCUCCACAGACCGUCUAUUCAGGCCCACUGCGCUCGCAUCCUGCCGGGAGAGAAAGUGCUGCGCUUGCAUUACUCCAACUGUAAAGCCUACAAUGCCGACUUUGAUGGAGACGAGAUGAACGCUCACUUCCCUCAGAGUGAACUGGGAAGAGCUGAAGCUUACACACUAGUGAGCACAGACCAGCAGUAUUUAGUGCCUAAAGAUGGGAAGCCGUUGGCUGGUCUGAUUCAGGAUCACAUGGUGUCCGGCAGCAGCAUGACUCUCCGGGGCUGUUUUUUCACGCGGGAUCAGUACACAGCAUUGAUCUACAGAGGGCUGACAGACAAGGUCGGCAGAGUAAAGCUCCUCACCCCCGCGCUCAUUAAACCCGUGCCACUCUGGACGGGCAAACAGGUUGUGUCAACCCUUUUGCUGAAUGUCAUUCCUGAAAACAGCAUCCCUUUGAACCUGGCGGGAAAGGCAAAGAUUCCCAGUAAAGCCUGGGUGAAGGAACCCCCCAGACCAGUUCCAGGAUACAAUCCAGACAUUAUGUGUGAAUCUCAGGUGAUCAUUCGGCAGGGUGAACUUCUGCUGGGUGUUUUGGAUAAAGCUCAUUACGGCAGCUCUUCUUACGGUCUGGUGCACUGCUGCUAUGAGCUGUACGGAGGAGAGACCAGCGGGAAACUGCUCAGCUGUCUGGCUCGCCUCUUCACCGCAUACCUGCAGCUGUACCGCGGCUUCACGCUGGGGGUGGAGGACAUUCUGGUCAAAAAGAGAGCCAACAAACAAAGAAGGAAAAUAAUUCAAGAGUCAGUCACAUGUGGUUCCAAGGCUCUGCGGGCGGCGUUUAACCUGCCCGAGUCUGCUGCUGUGGAUGAAGCCAGAGAAUGCUGGCAAGACGCUCAUCUGAACACAGACCAGAGAGAUUUCAACAUGGUGGACCUGAAGUUCAAAGAGGAGGUCAAUCAAGUCAACAACAACAUCAACAAGGUGUGCAUGCCAGCGGGUCUCCACCGCUCUUUCCCGGAGAAUAACCUGCAGCUCAUGGUGCAGUCAGGAGCAAAGGGUUCCACUGUUAACACCAUGCAGAUCUCCUGUUUGCUGGGUCAGAUCGAGCUGGAGGGCCGCCGGCCGCCGCUGAUGCCUUCUGGGAAAUCCCUGCCCUGCUUUCAGCCCUACGAUCCUCAGCCACGCUCGGGCGGAUUUGUCACUGGUAGAUUCUUGACGGGCAUCAAACCUCCUGAGUUCUUUUAUCACUGUAUGGCUGGUCGUGAAGGUCUCGUGGACACGGCUGUCAAAACCAGUCGAUCUGGUUAUCUUCAGAGGUGUGUUAUCAAGCAUCUGGAGGGUCUGGUGGUUCAGUACGAUCUGACGGUGAGAGACAGUGAUGGAAGUGUGGUCCAGUUUCUCUACGGGGAGGACGGACUGGAUGUUCCCAAGACUCAGUUCUUACAGCCGCGUCAGUUCAGUUUCAUCAAAGACAACUAUGAGGUCAUCAGAAAAUCCAAGUGUUUGGAUGACAUUUUGGCUAAGAUGGACCCACAGACUGCCAACAAUCAUUUUAAUGCCAUAAAGAAAUGGAAAUCCAAACGUGAGCGUGAUUCACCCCGAGGCGGGGCGUUCCUGCUUUACUCGCAGAAGAAACUGGCCAAGUUAAAAGCUCAAUCAAUGAGCCAAGAACUGAGCAAUGGAAGAGACUGCGCCACUCUACAGCUUUCGGAGCAGUGGAGGAAUCUGGACAAGUCGAACCGGACGAAGUAUUUGAAGAAGAGCUCUGGUUGUCCAGACCCGUGUUUGGCUCUCCACCGGCCGGACAUCUGCUUCGGUUCAGUAUCCGAGACGUUUGACAACAUUGUCGAGUCCUAUCUGAAUCAGUACAGUGUAAAGAAAGAAUUUCAAACGUCAUCUGACGUCGUUGACACAGAGCGACUGAAGGUUCUGCUGCAGCUCAAGUGGCAGAGAGCUCUGUGUGAUCCAGGUGAAGCUGUAGGUCUGCUGGCCGCUCAGAGCAUCGGAGAGCCAUCCACACAAAUGACCCUCAACACCUUCCAUUUUGCCGGCAGAGGCGAGAUGAACGUCACGCUGGGUAUUCCCAGAUUACGUGAGAUCCUCCUGAUUGCCAGCUCUAACAUCAAAACACCCAUGAUGAGUAUUCCAGUUCUGAUGAACAAGAAAGCCAUAAAGCGGGUUAAAGCGCUGCGGAAGAAACUAGCCCGUGUGUGUUUGGCAGAGGUGCUUCACAAGGUGGACGUGACAGAAACCUUGCGUAUGGAGGGGGGAAAGAGAAAAAAAUCAAGGGUCUUCAAACUCGCCUUCCACUUUCUGCCCCCCGAGCGAUACCAGCAGGACAAGCAGCUCGAUCCUCAACAGAUUCUUCAUUUCAUGGAGCAAAGGUUCUUUCGUCUGCUCUUAGAGGCCAUUAAGAAGCUGAACGCUAAACUUGCGUCUCUCAGCGCUCUGGACACGCGCAGGGCCACGCCGGGUAAUGACGAUCGUGAAGUGGCCGCCACCCCGGACCGAGAGGAUGCUGAAGGUGAGGAUCCAGGUGACAACAGGGUUGUGGAUGAUGAGGCGAAUGAAGGAGACACUGACGCAACAGAUGCCAGGAUGAAAGCUAAACAAGAUGAAGAGGUGGACUACGAAGGUGAGGAUGGGGAGGAUGAGGGCAGCGACGAAGAACAUGCUGAAGACGAACAUGCUGAUGACAGACAGGAAGAGGCGGAGUCUUCAGAGCUCCCGGAGGAAGGGUCCAGUGGAAGCACACCACAGAGCCAGAGAAACAGCGCUUCUAAACAGCUACAUGUUGAUUCACAAGAUGAGGAAAUGCGGAUCAAUUCAGUGCUGCGGUUCAGCGACGUCAUUGAAGACUACAAAUAUGACACGGAAGAUGGACUGUGGUGUGAGCUGACCAUGGUCCUUCCUGUCAGUAAGGUGCACGUUGACCUGACAUCAGUGGUGGUGAAACUGGCUCGGAACGCUGUGGUCAUGGAGACCAAGGGCAUCGCACGCUGCUUACUGAACGAGGUCACCACCAAACAGGGUAAUAAAGAGCUGAUGCUUAACACGGAGGGGAUCAACAUGCAAGAGCUCUUCAAAUAUACCAAUAUCCUGGACCUGAAUCGAUUGUACUCCAACGAGAUCCACGCCAUGGCCAACACGUAUGGCAUUGAGGUGGCCCUCAAGGUCAUUGAGAAGGAGAUCAAAGAUGUGUUUGCCGUCUAUGGCAUUGAGGUGGACCCACGUCACCUCUCUCUAGUGGCUGACUACAUGUGUUUUGAGGGAGUUUACAAGCCUCUCAACCGCUUCGGUAUCCAGUCCAACAGUUCACCCCUGCAGCAGAUGACCUUUGAGACCAGUUUUAAGUUCUUGAAACAGGCCACAAUGCUAGGUUCCUACGAUAAACUGACUUCGCCUUCAGCUUGUUUGGUUGUAGGGAAAGUUGUGAAAGGAGGAACGGGACUCUUCGAUCUUAAACAGCCAUUACAGUAAUGGACUGAAGAAUUAUCUCUAUUCUGAUGUCCAUUUCUCAGUGUAUGACAUCAAUAAAGCGUUUUUAGACUU
Messenger RNA from Triplophysa rosa, 5261 nucleotides. RefSeq names its product RNA polymerase I subunit A (gene polr1a). The transcript has 34 exons. The record is from RefSeq and is a predicted model, not a curated record. Bases 78 to 5189 code for a protein of 1703 amino acids. Gene Ontology annotation, cellular component: RNA polymerase I complex. Gene Ontology annotation, biological process: DNA-templated transcription. Gene Ontology annotation, molecular function: DNA binding; DNA-directed RNA polymerase activity. NCBI's taxonomy places the organism in Eukaryota, Metazoa, Chordata, Actinopteri, Cypriniformes, Nemacheilidae.